Cotesia congregata is the source of this 2085-nucleotide messenger RNA. Lineage: Eukaryota; Metazoa; Arthropoda; Insecta; Hymenoptera; Braconidae. The record is from the annotation of a GenBank genome assembly.
AUGUACUCUGCCGCUGAAGAAUCAAAGCUGGUAAAAAAUACAUAUUCUUCCUCACACAACUGGUCAUACCGUAACCCAUGGUUUCAUACCAGUUGCAAAGAUGCCAAGAAAGAAUAUCGCAAAGCUCUACGCCUCUGUAAAAAGGGAAAUUUUACCAGCAAACUCAGACAAGAUGCUGUGCUCUGUAAAAGCCGGUACAGAGAACUGUGCCGAGUUAAAAGGAAGGACUAUAUACAAGCCCCAAGCAAACUACGCUCUCUGAAAUUCCCCCCGCUGGCUGGAACGACUUCUACACCUCAAUAUACAAGCCGAGAAUUACAUCACCAUUUUUGCCUAAUACAAUACACCAAUGAAUCUCUGGAUGCUGAAAUCUCGCUCUAUGAGCUCGACUCGGUUCUCUCUUUGCUAAAACCAGGCAAGGCAGCCGGUCCCGAUAUCCUCCCAAACGAACUCUAUAAGGCCCUCACAGGUCAGCACAAAGAAAUGUUGAGAACCUUAUUCAACAAGGAGGGUGUCUUACCAGACUGCCAACUAGGUUUCCGGAAAGGACGCAGUUGCACAGACGCCAUUUUCACCUUGCUCAGCGCCAUCCAAAUACAGUUCCGGCAUAAUGACGGCAGAGAAAUAUACGGAAUAUUUGUUGAUUUUCAAAGAGCACUCGACUCUGUGCCUCAUGCUCGCCUCUGGGAAAAAUUACAGACCGUAAAAAUUGGCUCCAAGUUCAUCUCAAUAAUUAAAUCCCUGUACGAUCAGGCAACAAUGCAAGGCUACUCAAAUGAAUUUGAAGUCUCUGAGGGCGUUCUGCAGGGAGAAUCUUUAAGCCCGGACCUUUUUCUCCUAUACUUGUACGACAUCAAGCAGUUUUUUCGAGGCAAAGGCCUUUAUGGACUUGACAUCAACGGGAUUACAGAUAUUCUUCUUCUCUUAUACGCUGACGAUACUGUAAUAUUUGCACACUCGCACAUAGACUUGCGGCGAAAACUGAAAGCACUUGAGCAAUAUUGUGACCUGAAUGGAUUAACCGUCAAUCAAUCUAAAACUAAAAUUCUGGUCUUUAAAGCUGCAGGCAGAAUUAAGGAAUGUCCCAACCACUUCAGAACUUAUAAACAAACCUGCCUGGAAUUGGUUAAGAACUACACUUACCUGGGAAUCAAUGUCUCUACAUCUGCUAAAGGUCUAACAGCACUGAAAACAGCUCUGAACAAAGCAAAAUGCGCCUCAGGAGCGUCUCUAUCGCUUCUAGCCAGGGCUAAAUGUGAUUCUUGGGACGCCUAUAAUAAGAUAUUUGACAGUAUGGUGGCCUCGGUCUUCCUAUACGCUUUCCCGGCCUGGGGACUGUGGUACAGAAACUCACUGGAGCCUGUGCAAACACUCUUUUUUAAGAAAUUGUUUAAUCUACCCAGAAAUACUCCAGACUGGGCAGUACGUCUGGAAUUUGGACUCAAACCUGUGGCCGUGAGAGCCUUGUCCUGUGUCUUAAGAUGGACGAUAAAAACUUUAAAGGCCAACGACGAGUGUCUGCACAAAAUUUACCUCCUGCGCCUAUACCAUUUAGCUCAAAAAACCACGACGGCUUCACCUUACAACUGGGUUUCCCAACUCAGAGAACUUUUAACAGAGUGUGGUGAGGCGCAUCUUCUAGACUCCCUGGACCCGCUUUGCUGGGAAAUAAGAAUGAAUGCCAUCCUAGAAAGCUAUUCUGCAAUUUGUCGAAGCAAAGACGUCAGUGAUGCAGAACGCUCCAAAUCACUUGAGCUUUACACACCAUCCUUGGUUCGUCACUCUCCAGCUAACUAUCUCCUGCUAAACAUUCCGUUUGCUUCCAAACGAAUCAUUGUUCAGAUAAGACUUUCAAAUAAACACAAUUGUUUUCUCAACACUGGCAAAAACCUAGUCAGAUUCAACCCCAGUUCCUUCUGCCAACUCUGCAAUUCUCCAGUCCCUGAUACAAUAGAGCAUCUUCUUGUCACAUGUCCAAUGUUCACCGGCCUCAGGAACCACUAUCUGCUAGAACCUCUACAAGAACAUGGAAAUAUUACUGAAAUCCUUAAACGAAUAAACCCAUUUCACAAGCACUUGAAAUAG